UGCAGGCAUGGAGUGGAGAUGUGGUGCUAGAUGUGGAGCCUCCAAUAAUAUCUGAGAUUACAUAAAUCCUUGCAUUUGAUUUGUUUUGAACUCUGAAGGCUAUCUGCUUAUGGGUUUUGAAGUCCGGUGGCAGGACAUCAAUGGAUGACAUAUUUACCCGGCUCUUGGAUUUGACCGCUUACCUAAGUGGUUCUCUACUUCACUUUAUCGAAGAUUUGUACUUUGGAACUUUUAAGGGAUAUUCUGGAAGGCUGUUUGCAGUUGGCUCCAUUGAGUAUUCAAGUUCUGCAAGUUAUCAUCCGGGCAGAUCUGAUUUUGGAGAAUGUUCAUCACCCAGUAAACAUAAUGCUCCCACAAAUAGAGAAACACAGAAAAGAUUGCCAAAUGCCAUUGAGCAUUUGUCUGUGUAUACAAAUACAAGUACAGAAACAGAUACAAAAAUUAGAGAAAUUCAUAGAGAUGCUCCCCUUAUUAUUAACAGCUUGACGCUUCCAUUAUGUUGUUUGAGAGUUUUUCGGAGACUAGCAUUGGCUUCUUGGAGGUAUUUUCUAGGCUAUUGCAAAUAUACGAUGGAACGAGUUAAGAGCAUCAUAUCCCGAGUGCAGACGAGUUUGCAUGGAUCGUCUGAUGAUAUAGGGUGGAUGCAGCGCACACCUGGGAUGCCUCCGGUAAAAGAUGGAACUACCAGGUUCUUGGAACUACUUGAAGAUGUCAGGAAUGGGAAACAUAUACUACCUGAUUCACUUGUGUACCUUCUUAUACCAGGCCUCUUUAGUAAUCACGGCCCCUUGUACUUUGUGGCCACCAAACGAUUCUUUUCAAAGAUGGGUCUUGCUUGCCACAUCGCCAAGAUUCACAGUGAGGCCUCGGUGGAGCACAAUGCCUGGGAGUUGAAACAUUAUAUCGAGGAGCUUUAUUGGGGAUCGGGAAAGCGUGUAAUGCUUCUUGGUCACAGUAAAGGCGGAGUUGAUGCAGCCGCAGCAUUGUCCAAAUAUUGGAAAGACUUGCAAGGGAAGGUUGCAGGAUUGGCCCUUGUGCAGUCACCGUAUGGAGGAACUCCUAUCGCUUCUGAUGUACUUCGUGAAGGCCAAAUUGCAGACAAGGAAGCAAGGAGGGUUAUGGAGCUUAUUAUUUGCAAAUUCAUUAAGGGUGAUUUUCGGGCUUUAGAAGAUCUCACAUAUGAGAAAAGAAAGGAAUUUCUUUUAAGUCACAAACUUCCUGAAGAAAUUCCACUCAUUUCUUUCCAUUCUGAAGCAAAUAUUGGUCUUAGUGUUCUUGCCUCAUUGACUCAUAUAGCCCAUGCUGAGCUCCCAUGGUUUCCGAUCCCAAAAUGCUGCGGCUUAUUCAGUGAUGAUAACGUCCAACCAUCAAGAAGAGUGCCUGUCGUGAUUCCUGUAUCAGCUGCCAUGGCCAUAACUGCACUCCAUCUCAAACUGAGGUACGGGGAAAAGAGCGAUGGACUUGUUACAUGUCGUGAUGCUGAAGUACCGGGUUCUGUGGUGAUUAGGCCUGAUAAGAAACUCGAUCAUGCUUGGAUGGUUUACUCUUCAUGGAAGAAGAAUCCUACUGGGCCUAAUUGUUGUGAAAUGUGCGAAGCUAUUUUGACCUUGCUUGUAGAGCUUGGUGAGACUAGAAAGAGAGGAUGAGAAGAGGAAAUAGUGAUCAAGAAUUGUUCAAAUUUCUCUUCUACUUGUAUGUUUCUGCACUCAUUUCCUUACAUUUUUCACUUCAAUGUGGUUGAUUGUUGAGUUUGUGCAUUA
This is a messenger RNA of Amaranthus tricolor (Joseph's coat), 1760 nucleotides long. RefSeq lists its product as uncharacterized. Lineage: Eukaryota; Viridiplantae; Streptophyta; Magnoliopsida; Caryophyllales; Amaranthaceae. The record is from RefSeq and is a predicted model, not a curated record. Bases 141 to 1646 code for a protein of 501 amino acids. The transcript has 9 exons.